AUGAUGCGCAAUGUCGAGGAGAUCUUCAACAACAAGCACCAGUACCCUUGGGUCUUCCUGAACGAGCAAUACUUCAGCUACGACUGGCGCGCAAAGACGACGCUUGCCACCCGUGCAAAGACACACUACGGACUCGUGCCUGCAGAGCAGUGGGAUAUGCCCGAACACAUCAACAGGCUCAAGCAGAGACUGGCCAUGAUCAAGAUGGCGGCCACCGGCAUUCCCUACGGCGGUCGACUCUCGUAUCGCAAAAUGUGCAGAUACAUGUCAGGCUACAUCUUCCGGCAUCCCCUUCUGGACCGCUUCGAAUGGUACUGGCGCCUCGAGCCUGACGUCGUCUACUCCUGUCAGGUCAAGCAGGAUCCGUUCCUACGCCUGGAGAGGCUCAACAAGACUUAUGGCUUCGUCAUUACCACCAAAGACUACACCGUCUCGCUGCCUACCCUCUGGCGCGAGACCAUGAUCUUCGUCAAGAGGAAUCCGCAGUAUCUCGCCAAGAACAACUUGAUGCCAUGGCUGCAUCCCAAUGGAAGCUACAGUACUUGUCACUUUUGGAGCAAUUUCGAGAUUGGGCGUAUAUCUUUCUGGCGCUCAGAAGCCUACACUAAAUAUUUCAAUCACUUAGAAAAAGCAGGAGGCUUCUUCUAUGAACGUUGGGCUAAGUACUCUCUUCAUGUCCACACGCGCAUUCUCAUCUUUACUACAGGCGAUGCACCGGUACAUUCACUCGCUCUCGGCCUCUUUCUGCCCCGAGACCAGGUCCACUAUUUCGAUGACAUUGGAUAUUACCACCGCCCAAUACUACAUUGUCCUGCUUCGCCUGCAUACGAAGAGCACCAAUGCACAUGCAAUCAAUCCGACUCGACAGUCGUCAAACCAGAACAUCAGCCCUUCAUCUGCUUUCAGAGCUGGCUAGCACUCAAUCGCGGCGAUGAAGCCGCCUUUCGGGAAUCGCAAAAAGGCCAACGUCAUCUGGAGUUCUGA
Mixia osmundae IAM 14324 is the source of this 984-nucleotide messenger RNA. Its product is annotated as glycosyltransferase family 15 protein. Lineage: Eukaryota; Fungi; Basidiomycota; Mixiomycetes; Mixiales; Mixiaceae. The record is from RefSeq and is a predicted model, not a curated record. The coding region runs from base 1 to 984 and encodes 327 amino acids. Gene Ontology annotation, cellular component: membrane; Golgi apparatus. The transcript has 3 exons. Gene Ontology annotation, molecular function: alpha-1,2-mannosyltransferase activity. Gene Ontology annotation, biological process: protein N-linked glycosylation; cell wall mannoprotein biosynthetic process.